Messenger RNA from Klebsormidium nitens, 420 nucleotides. The record is from the annotation of a GenBank genome assembly. Lineage: Eukaryota; Viridiplantae; Streptophyta; Klebsormidiophyceae; Klebsormidiales; Klebsormidiaceae.
CCCCCCGUGCAUUCCACAGCCAAGACCGAGCUCAUGGGUGAGAUCGAGAAGGACACCUACAUCGAGUACGUGGCUUCCGAUGCCUCUCGCGAGGCGUGGAAGUGCACACUGUGCAAGACCGCGGGCAAUGGUUUCUUCCGGUGCUACCGUCACGUCAAGGGUGCUGAUCACAAGGAAGCAGUGGCAGAGGUCGAAGCUGCAAAGGCGGUGGCUGAGGAAGCCGACAAGGAGGAAGCCGUUGCAAGGGAAGCUGCUGACGCUUGAUCUUCAAAUCAUGAUAGAAGCUACCAAUUUCUAUUCAACCCUUUAUCAAGCCAAGAACACAGAUAAAGAUGCUAAACGCGCUCAGUUUCUAAGACCAAUGGACGCGACCCUUUGCGAAUCGGACAAAAUCUUUUGUGAUCGGAUAGUAGAAAAGGA